AUGUCUGUCGACUCCAAGACCACCAAUGCCCGCCCGCUCUCCAUUGUCACUCAAGUCUCUCAGAAGCAUGCACCGGUCGUGAGCGCAGGCAAGCUGACACCCGCCUUGAUCCUACAGUGGGAGGCUGCCUGCACUGCCUUCUUUCGAGAACGUGAGGUGAAGGACGAAGAUAAGGUCGCCAAGGUCGCGUUCGGGUUCCAAGACGAGCUCAUCCAAGAUUGGUAUAUCAACGACUCCGAGAACAUCAACGCCAUGACCUUCCCGAACUUCGUCAACAAGAUUCGCUCUCGCUACCUACCACACGAGUGGGAAGACGACGUGUCCACCGUCCUACUGCGGAUGCGUCAGAAGGAGGACGAGCGUUUCGCGGACUGGGUCGUCGCCGUCGAGAAACAAAACAGACUGUUGCGAGGCAGUGACCUUCGUAAGGACGAGAAGGCGCUGAAGGCUCAAAUCACCGCGAAUGCCUGGGUCGACGUCCGCCGCGCCGCAACGAAGAAGGUCUACAAAGAUAUCGUAGACUUCAAGGAAUGGAAGGACGCCUUGUCGGUCUUCGAUGACGAACGGCUGGCGGAACGCGCGAGAAGGUUCAAGGAUAUCGAACGCUUCCUGGCCAGUCAUCAGACAACGCAGAAGGCUACCAAGUCCAACUCCGGUUCGACCGCCACCACCAGUUCCGGUUCUUCGACGGCCAAGGCUUCGACCUCGCAGCGUGUCCCCGCAAUGACUGGCGACGAACGUCAGCUUUUACAAGCGCAUGACGGCUGCUUCAAAUGCCGUCGGCCUUUCGUCAAUCACCGGUCGAAGGACUGCCCGUUCGGGUUCCCCGACCCACGCACCUUCAAGCCUGUCACCCAGGCCGACAUCGAUGCUCACAAGUCUAAGGGGAAGUCCGUGGUCGCCGCGAUAUCUACUCAAAUGGAUGUCGACGACGACGCCGUACACACUGUCGCUGCGGUCAACGCCGGAUCGCCGGCGGCGACCUCGCUGAGCAACGUUCUCGGGUCCGGAACGGACUCCGAGUCCGAUGAGUACGUGGAGCCCCCCCUCUCCUCUUCUCUCUUGCAUCUGCGAGGGGUUAUCCAUGGCCCCUCGCGCCACUCUACUCCUCUGUCCAUGCUCGUUGACUCCGGGUCGUCUACAGUUCUUAUUAGAGACGACCUUGCCAAGGAGCUCAACCUCCGGCGAUAUAAACUCAACGUGCCCUUCGUCAUGGGCUCCGCUUGGAAUGGAGAGAGAAGCGAGGCUUCAGAGUGGGUCAAGCUGCGGGUUUCAACACCCUCCUUCGAAUGGUCUUCCGUCUCAUGUCGUGCCGUCAUCGUUCCGUCCCUGUGCGCACCUGUAAUAUUAGGUCUCCCGUUUCUUCGUAUCAAUCGCCUGAUGCGCGUCUUGGAGCGAGCACAUGCGGCGGCGUGCUUUCGCGAUGUUCUGCGGGAACUCGCACUGGUCCGUAAGCCGUGCCCUGCUCACGUCUCCACAGUGAUCCAAGGCGUUAGCGCGAUUGCUGCUGUACGCGAGCAUGUAGAGGCUCUCGCGGCGGCAGAGGCCUUGAAGACCCAGCUCGCGGAGGAAAACCGCAAGAUGAGGGACAAGUUUGCCGAUUGCUUCCCUUCUGAGCUACCUCCGGUCGACAAUCUUCCUGACGACAUUUACCAUCGAUUCGUGCUGAAGGACGCCAACAUGACCAUCCAGCGACGCCAAUACGAAUCACCUAAGAAGUACCGUGAAACCUGGAAA
This is a messenger RNA of Fomitopsis serialis, 1737 nucleotides long. RefSeq lists its product as uncharacterized. NCBI's taxonomy places the organism in Eukaryota, Fungi, Basidiomycota, Agaricomycetes, Polyporales, Fomitopsidaceae. The annotation marks the transcript as partial. The record is from RefSeq and is a predicted model, not a curated record. The transcript is spliced from 2 exons.